CUUCUCUUCUUUCCCAUACUCUCCACUACUUGUACCUAUACCAUUUCUCUCACCCUUGUUCUCGCCUCGGAUCACCGAUAUACAAACACUCUCAAGAAUCCUCAUCAGCUACCGCGUACCAAGUUUUUCCUGCGGCCUUCGCGUCGAGAGGAAGCCCACCCCGCCGAGCGCACCCGCAGAUUCGCCCACUACACGCCGCCGACAUCGACCAGAAGUCGGCACAGCGCGCCGCGCGAGCGCGAGCCUAGCUCUGCGAUUCGCGCCACGCCCUCGCCAGAGGCACGGACGUCAUGGAGGAGGCCGUGGAGGAAGUCGAGCAGCCGGCGGCGGCGUCGGCGGCGUCGGCGGGAGGACGAGCCGCGCAGCGGGCGAUCAUCAUCUCGGGGUGGCCGUGCGUGGGCAAGUCGUGGCUGAUCAACCGCGGCGCGAUGGAGGGCUACGCGAUCCUGGACCUGGACUCGUCGCGGUACUCGUUCCUGGCGGACGGGCGACGGAACCCGCGGUUCGAGGAGGACUACAUCGCCGCGAUCCUGCGGCGGGUCGGCGACGAGGUGAUCCUGAUGGUGUCGGCGCACCGCCAGGUGCGCCAGCGCCUCGCCGACCUCGGCCUGUGGUUCGCGCUCGUGAUGCCGCGCCGCGAGCUGCGCGAGGUCUGGCUGCAGCGCAUGGUGUCCCGCGGCACCGCCGACAUGGUGCCCUUCUUCCGCGACAACUGGGACACCCUGGUCGCCGGCUGCGUCGCCCAGCAGGGCUGCGACAUCGUCUAUCUCGGCUCCGCGCAGUACCUCGAGAAUGUAAUACUCAACAUCGUUACGAAGUUCAAGCCCCCGGCGGCCUACUAGCCGGUUAAUGCUAAUAAAUUCCUACUUUUUGUCCUGCGAUCCCUUCCGCGUGAAUCUAUACACCAGGAGCGGGGGAGAAUACACCCUCACGCGUAGUUGGCGAGUCCGUCCGUCGGCUCGUGAGGCGCUUCGCAUAAUCCGAGCUCGCGUCUAGCCGGCUAUUAGAGUGUACUUACGUAUACGGCAAUACCCGAAACCGCACCCAGUUUGGAAGUUAAGCGACGAGGCGU
Messenger RNA from Durotheca rogersii, 1072 nucleotides. RefSeq lists its product as uncharacterized. Lineage: Eukaryota; Fungi; Ascomycota; Sordariomycetes; Xylariales; Xylariaceae. The record is from RefSeq and is a predicted model, not a curated record. The transcript has a single exon. Bases 291 to 842 code for a protein of 183 amino acids.